GGGCCGCGGCCGCGGGCGCCGCGCGGUCGAAGCACCAGCGCAGGCUCAAGGAGUGGGAGAAGGGCUACUGGAAGGAGCGCACGACGACCCCGCUGUACUACGCCGCCGUCUCCCUCUUCACGACCUGGCCGCUGGCCAUCCCCGUGGCCUCCGUCCUCAGCAGGAGCGCCGUCCCCGGCCAGGUGGCCGCCGGCACGGCCGAGCCGGCGGCGCCCGCGGGGGCGGAGGCAGCCGUCUCCGCCGCCGCCGAAGGGGCCCCGGAG
Messenger RNA from Prorocentrum cordatum, 263 nucleotides. The record is from the annotation of a GenBank genome assembly. NCBI's taxonomy places the organism in Eukaryota, Dinophyceae, Prorocentrales, Prorocentraceae.